AUGUUUCCCUUCCCCGCCUGGCCAUUUGAAGUGUUCCAGAGCAGUCUAGGGGAUAUACUGAUGUCCGCUGGUGUGUUGCAGAAAUGUCCAGUAACAGUCUGUGGAGACAUCCACGGCCAAUUCCACGACCUGAUGGAGCUGUUCAGGAUUGGUGGCCCCAAUCCAGAUACAAACUACCUCUUCAUGGGCGACUAUGUCGACCGUGGUUACUAUUCCGUUGAGACAGUCACUCUGCUUGUCGCUCUUAAGAUCCGUUACCCCGGCCGCAUCACCAUCUUAAGAGGAAACCACGAAUCACGCCAGAUAACGCAGGUCUACGGCUUCUACGACGAGUGCCUGCGAAAAUACGGCAAUGCAAAUGUUUGGAAAUAUUUCACUGACCUCUUCGAUUUCCUCCCUCUCACUGCCCUCAUCGACAACCAAAUCUUCUGUCUUCACGGAGGUCUCAGCCCUUCAAUCGAUACAUUGGACAACAUCAGAUCUCUCGAUCGUAUGCAAGAGGUGCCGCAUGAAGGUCCCAUGUGUGAUCUGCUCUGGAGUGACCCAGACGACAGGUGCGGCUGGGGAAUCUCUCCUCGUGGGGCUGGAUAUACUUUUGGUCAGGAUAUCUCAGAGGCAUUCAACCAUAACAAUGGCUUGACCCUCGUCGCGAGAGCACAUCAAUUGGUGAUGGAAGGUUAUAAUUGGUCUCAAGACCGGAAUGUAGUAACUAUAUUUUCUGGUAUGUCUAUGCUGUCGUCUUCCCUCCGGUCUUUGGUGAAUAAUGCUAACCCCGUCAAUGUGAUCAGCUCCAAAUUACUGUUAUAG
This is a messenger RNA of Trichophyton benhamiae CBS 112371, 807 nucleotides long. RefSeq lists its product as uncharacterized. Lineage: Eukaryota; Fungi; Ascomycota; Eurotiomycetes; Onygenales; Arthrodermataceae. The transcript is spliced from 2 exons. The record is from RefSeq and is a predicted model, not a curated record. Bases 1 to 807 code for a protein of 268 amino acids. Gene Ontology annotation, cellular component: cytosol. Gene Ontology annotation, biological process: mitotic cell cycle; peptidyl-serine dephosphorylation. Gene Ontology annotation, molecular function: protein serine/threonine phosphatase activity.